Molecule: messenger RNA, 759 nt
Organism: Penicillium expansum
Lineage: Eukaryota; Fungi; Ascomycota; Eurotiomycetes; Eurotiales; Aspergillaceae
Product: type 1 glutamine amidotransferase domain-containing protein
Exons: 1
Coding region: 1-759 (252 amino acids)
Source: RefSeq, a predicted model, not a curated record
AUGCAUUCAAAGAAAGUUCUCAUUAUUUUAAGCGACGCGCACUCCUUCCCCCUGAAAAGGAACAGCGGACACGAUGCUGGCAAGGUCGUCGACCAGCCUUUGGGGUUUUUCCUACAAGAACUCGCAAAGCCAUUACGCAAAAUACUCGACGCAGGCCACAAGGUGACAUUCGCUUCACCUAAAGGUCUUGAACCCGCCCCAGACCCAAGCAGUGAAUCACUUGUCGCAAACGCAGGAAACAUCUUCGAACGUCAACGCGAAUAUGAUCUUAUCGAACGCAUGAAGCGCGAGAAUGGGUUUAGUCGCCCCCGACCAUUCAGUACUAUAAGCAAUGAUGAGUUGACCACCUUCGCGGCUGUCUUCAUCCCCGGCGGACAUUCACCGCUUCAAGAUCUCGGAGGGAAUGCUGAACUGGGGCGAAUUCUGCGGUAUUUCCAUCAGGAGAACAAGCCCACCGCUGUGAUCUGCCAUGGGCCUUAUGCCCUGUUGAGUACGAAAAAGGCGGGAGAUGGGUCGUUUGUUUACAACGGGUACAGAAUUACGUCGUGGAGCGAUGCGGAAGAGAAUCUUAUGGAGACAUUGUGGGGUGGGGAGGUUGAGAAAGUAGAGUCGACGUUGAGAAACGAAGGUGCUGUGAUGGUUGAGGGUGUACGUGAAAAGACUGGCGGUACCACACUGCAUAGGGAGCUGGUCUCUGCGGGUAAUCCUAUGGCAGCAAACGCACUUGGUGAUCGGUUUGUGAGAAUGAUUAGUGUAUAA